Messenger RNA from Arachis ipaensis, 1007 nucleotides. RefSeq names its product auxin-responsive protein SAUR76. Gene Ontology annotation, biological process: response to auxin. The record is from RefSeq and is a predicted model, not a curated record. NCBI's taxonomy places the organism in Eukaryota, Viridiplantae, Streptophyta, Magnoliopsida, Fabales, Fabaceae.
ACCAAAGUCCAAACGCCAAAAAGCACAUCUCCUUCUGCCACUUUCUCAAUCACAUCCCAUUUACCAUUUUGCCCUUCCCCUACCUCGUCCUUAUAUUCCAACGGAACGUUCCCUCCCCGCUUUAAUUUCUCACUCUUCGUUACAACCAUUUUCACACCUCUCUCUCUCUCUCUCUCUCUCUCUCUCUCUCAUGGCCAAAGGUGGAGGAAAACUAAUGAAGCUCAAGUCAGUGCUCAAGAAAUGGAACUCAUUCGGCAACAUCACCACCACCACCAACAAGCAGAGCCGUUGCGGCGCCACCGUGAGCGCCGUCGCCAACGACGAACAAUCCUCCGUGUCGGAAGCCGAUUUCCGGCCCGUGUACGUGGGGAAGACGUGGCGGAGAUACUUGGUGAGGCCGGACGUGGUGGAGCAUCCACUUUUCCGAGAGCUCGUGGAUAGAUCACGUGAGUCCUACGACGACAACAACUUCGUCGUCGUGGAGGAGGACACUGUCCACGUGGCAUGCGAGGUCGUGCUGUUCGAGCACCUGCUUUGGAUGCUAGAAAACGCUGAUCCUCAGCCUGAGUCACUCGACGAGCUCGUCGACUUCUAUACUUGCUAGCCCGGUUUUGAAUUCAUCCAUCUUUAAUUUCUCAGGACAUUGCAGCAUUUACGGCUACUACAAUUAUAUAUAGCUGUAUAAAAAUGUCACUUGCACACAAAAAAAAUUAGGUAACAUGUAUUCUGUAAUAGUGUUUAAUUUAUUUUUAGUGUUAUUUUGUAUUUCGACACGUAUUAUGUAUUAUAUUUGAAUAGCUAAUUUAAUAUUUAUUUUUUGUUAUCGCCUAGUAUGUUUUAGUUUUGCAUGGCAGGGCGCCCACAAUUUUGCUUGUGGCGCAAUUUAAAAUCAUAUUUGGUAUAUUACUGCUGUCAUUUGAUUUCAUGGCUGUAACUUUAUUAUGCUUGCAGUUUCAAUGUAUUGCAUCUUAGCUUGUUUAUUAACUAGUGUUACUGAUGAGAAAAAC